UUUUAUAAGCCACUGAUGGGUCACAACCCACAGCUGCUGUGGAAAGGUCACCAGGGACUCGAGCAGGCCAGGCCUGCUUUUCCAGAGCGGGAUGGGACGGGCCCCACGGUGUCUGCCUCUGCCCUCGCUUCCCUCUCUGCCUGGGGCCCCAACCAGCUGAGUCCAAGGGGUCUGAAUGCUCACACCAAGCCUGAGACCGAACAUCCCUUUCCUGUCUCAGCUCCCCCUGGGCCCCUGUCUGGCUCCGGUGUCCACUUCCUCCCCGGGAGAGAUCUGUGGACUCACCGAGAGGGGAGGCUCCGUAAGGACAGCUGGAAGAGGAAGAUGCCGAGUACGGACCUUCUGAUGUUGAAGGCUUUUGAGCCCUACCUUGAGAUCUUGGAAGUAUAUUCCACAAAGGCCAAGAAUUAUGUAAAUGGACAUUGUACUAAGUAUGAGCCCUGGCAGCUGAUUGCCUGCAGUGUCGUGAGCACCCUGCUGAUAGUCUGGGUAUAUGGCUUCGUCUUCCAGCCAGAGAGUUUAUGGUCAAGGUUGAAAAAGAGAUGUUUUAAGCUCAUCAGGAAGAUGCCUAUUAUUGGUCGCAAGAUCCAAGAUAACUUGAACAAGACCAAGGAUGAUAUUAGCAAGAAUAUGUCGUUCCUGAAAGUGGACAAAGAAUACGUGAAAGCCCUGCCCGUUCAAGGUCUGAGCUCGUCGGCGGUUCUGGAGAAACUCAAGGAAUACAGCUCUAUGGAUGUCUUCUGGCAAGAAGGGAAGGCGUCCGGAGCUGUGUACAGUGGGGAGGAAGAGCUCACCGAACUCCUCGUGAAGGCUUACGGAAAUUUUGCGUGGAGUAAUCCAUUGCAUCCAGAUAUCUUCCCAGGACUGCGAAAGAUCGAGGCAGAGAUUGUAAGAAUAGCUUGUUCCCUGUUCAAUGGGGGACCGGAUUCCUGUGGAUGUGUGACCUCUGGGGGGACAGAAAGCAUACUGAUGGCCUGCAAAGCUUAUCGGGACCUGGCCUUUGCGAACGGCAUCAGAACUCCAGAAAUUGUGGCCCCCCAGAGUGCCCAUGCUGCAUUUGACAAAGCAGCCAAUUAUUUUGGGAUGAAGAUUAUACGGGUUCCACUGAACAAAAUGAUGGAGGUGGAUGUUCGGGCGAUGAGGAGAGCCAUCUCCAGGAACACUGCCAUGCUCGUCUGUUCUGCCCCCCAGUUUCCUCACGGUAUCCUAGAUCCUGUCCCUGAAGUGGCCAAGCUGGCUGUCAGAUACAAAAUACCUCUUCAUGUAGACGCUUGUCUGGGGGGCUUCCUCAUCGUCUUUAUGGAGAAAGCAGGAUACCCGCUGGAGCAGCCGUUUGAUUUCCGGGUGAAAGGCGUGACCAGCAUUUCAGCUGAUACCCACAAGUAUGGCUAUGCCCCCAAAGGCUCGUCCGUGGUGUUGUACAGUGACAAGAAGUACAGGAGCCAUCAGUUCUUCGUUGCUACCGAUUGGCAGGGUGGUAUCUACGCUUCCCCGACCAUCGCGGGCUCACGGCCUGGAGGCAUUAGCGCGGCCUGUUGGGCUGCCUUGAUGUACUUCGGUGAGAGUGGCUAUGUUGAAGCUACCAAACAGAUCAUCAAAACCACUCGCUUCCUCAAGUCAGAGCUGGAAAAUAUCAAAGGCAUCUUUGUUUUUGGGAAUCCUCAGUUGUCAGUCAUAGCUCUGGGCUCCCGAGAUUUUGACAUCUACCGACUGUUUAACCUGAUGACUGCCAAGGGAUGGAACCUGAACCACCUGCAGUUCCCACCCAGUAUUCAUUUCUGCAUCACGCUGGUACACACUCGGAAGCGAGUAGCCAUACAGUUCCUAAAGGACAUCCGGGAGUCUGUCACUCAGAUCAUGAAGAAUCCUAAAGCAAAGACCACAGGAAUGGGUGCGAUCUACGGCAUGGCCCAGACGACCGUCGACAGGAACCUGGUGGCAGAAUUGACCUCAGUCUUCUUGGACAGCCUUUUCAGCACUGACGCUGUAACUCCGAGCAGCCAGAUGAACGGUUCUUCGAAACCCCGCUGAGUCUGGACCCUCCGUUGCCCCGAGGGGCUCCUGGCCUUCAGAAGGUUCUGGGGGUGUGGAACAGGCCGCGCACAGUUCGAACAUCUGGUCUUGCUCCGUAGAUCACGACGAGAUGGACCACGAGACGGCUUGAUCCUCAGGAUUCUUGUUCCUCCUAUCAUCCUUUUGUGGUUUUGAAUGUGGAGAUCCCAAAGGAGUCCAUUACCUAAUUAUUUUGCCCUUGCUCUCAAAUGUUACCCUAGGAAUCGUUUUAGCCAUUUCCUUCUCUAACCUUCUAGCUUUCCACUUCACUUCAUCAUUGUGUGACAGCUCCGACCUGUCCUGAUUCCUUAGGGAGGCUGGGGUAUGGUUUAUGCGAUACGAGAGGGUUUUCUUUGUUCUCUCAGGCAGAUGGGCGAGGCAGCUCGGAAGCAUCCGUGUGACACGCGUCUCCCCGGGUGGUGUUAGGUGUACUCUAAGCAUGCGGCCUUCUCGGCCCUCCUCUUUGAGUAGGUGAGUCGUCCCUCUUAGAGUCGCUUUUAGCACACCUCACUUUAUUUUUCCAGGACACAGCUGGACAGGCCGCUGUUCCUGGUUUGCAGGAUUGGAGUGGCCAAGCAGAUCUGCUCAGUCUAUCAAGGCAGGCUCUGGAACGGCCCUCUUUCGUGCUCCAGUCCCUGGUCUGAUACUUGGUUGCUGCCGUCUUUGGAGAUACGUGUUUGAAGUCAUGCUCUCAUUGGUUUGCUAUUGUUCCCCUGGAUUAAGAAGAGAACGUGGUUUCUAGAGAACCCAGGACUUUCCGGCCCUCGUGCUGCCUGUCUGAAUUGGCAGUGUUCGGAGCACACCUGUACCCUCUCCCAGGCUGGUGAUGAUCGGAAACCAGGGCCCUUUCCCUGCGUCUCUGAGUGUCAGAGCAGGAUGAGUGCCCAGAGUCACAUCUCUGUCGCCAGAGUUGGUGGUCCUCCCCUCCCCACCCCCGACCGUUGUAAGCCAUCAUGUAGGAGUGUGUUCACUUGAAGGAACAGCUCAGAGCACCUUCACGAGUUGCCUUGACUUACCCUAGGUGGGUGCCAGUAGGGUGUGAGAGAGCCCCCACGGCAAGGAAAAUUUUCUCCCCAUUAGUGUGUUCGUCCUGCCUCUUUCCCUAUAUUCAUCUCGCAAAGGUACUAUGGCAGUUUAGCCUCAGGUACUGGACACUUCUCAGCCCUGGCUAGAAUGAGACAAACUUGUUAGGAUAGGAAAGCAUGACGGCAACCGUCAGUUGCGGCCUAGGGACUGGGAUUCCUUCCUAAGACUAGUUGCUCAGGGUGGUGCAGGGACAGGACCAAACCCUGUACCCACUUCCUACCCCCUUCUCCCUUGCAUGGGGCCCUGAGCUAGGUGGAGCCACUGUCUUCCUCUGAAGACGACAUAUUGUGUGCCUUUUUCCUCACAGUGAGCAGUGGUGGGCUAUUCCUGACCCAGGCCCUGGGGGAGGUGCAGCAGUCUUUGAGAUUUUUGUUUGGGUAGGGGAGUACUUUAGGAUGAGUCAGGAGAAAAUCUCCUCUGUUCCAUUACUCUUCUCAGGGACUCCUGAACCAUUCAGCCUCUUGAGGCUGGUAUCCUCUGGCCUCCCUCACUGGGAAUGCUGGCCAGGAGAGCCAAGACGACCAGACUUCCCCCGCCCCCAGGCCUUUAGCACCGUACUUCCUCCACAAUAACUGUGAUUAGCUGGCUGUGUCACUGCAGGGCUGGUGUGGUAUGUGUUCCUUCUGUCCAUUGUGGGUUCCAGGAGAGGUUGGGGCGUGUGUGUGUGUGUGUGUGUGUGUGUGUGUGUGUGUGUGUUAGAGGGAGAGGCUAGGAUCCUUUGGACCCGGGGGUCACGUUCCCUCCAGUUACCGAACUGGUGGGCACCCCCCCAAGAGAGGAGCUAUGUGCAAACUGUUUCUUGGGUCUCCGGUGCAUUCGUGGCGCUGGACAAACCACCCAGCAGGCACUGUGGUCUGUUAGCUGCUAAACUGGAGAAGCACAUGCCCUACAGAGCAAGCUGUUGCUUCCAGUGUCUGCAGGCCCCCCUCUUCCGUGACAGCACUGCUGCCCCGGGGGCAGUGGCAUUUUUUUAAAGGGACCUACUGUAGCCACUUUAUGAUCAUGAGCCUUAGUUUGACUCAACACUUGUGGGCUUUCCAUUCUCUGUGUAUCUGUGCACAUAGUAACACCUAGUCUGGCAGAGGUGGGCAGAAGUCUUCACGAUGUCAUGUUGCUAGCAGAUGUCACAUUGGCCUCUGCAAAAACCGUACUGUCUUGUUUCUACAUUAAGUACUCGCGUGGAUAUACUGCCGUGUCACUUUUAAUAUUACCAGUUUUAUACUUGGAAAAUGGUACUUGCCUCUUCUAAAUCUUUUCUGUAUUUAACCUCCUUCUUCCCAUCUCAGUGCUCCCUUCCUAACUGCAGCAAUAAUAUCUUAAAAAGCAAUUAAUUAAAUGUCCCAAAUCUUAA
Messenger RNA from Prionailurus viverrinus (fishing cat), 4489 nucleotides. RefSeq names its product sphingosine-1-phosphate lyase 1 (gene SGPL1). Gene Ontology annotation, biological process: carboxylic acid metabolic process; sphingolipid catabolic process. Gene Ontology annotation, cellular component: endoplasmic reticulum. Gene Ontology annotation, molecular function: sphinganine-1-phosphate aldolase activity; pyridoxal phosphate binding. The record is from RefSeq and is a predicted model, not a curated record. The coding region runs from base 16 to 2031 and encodes 671 amino acids. NCBI's taxonomy places the organism in Eukaryota, Metazoa, Chordata, Mammalia, Carnivora, Felidae. The transcript is spliced from 15 exons.